Messenger RNA from Ictidomys tridecemlineatus (thirteen-lined ground squirrel), 1419 nucleotides. Lineage: Eukaryota; Metazoa; Chordata; Mammalia; Rodentia; Sciuridae. The record is from RefSeq and is a predicted model, not a curated record.
CAUUAGAUUAAAAAGAUGUCCCUGUAUGAUGACCUGGGAGUAGAGACCAGUGACUCAAAAACAGAAGGCUGGUCCAAAAACUUUAAACUUCUGCAGUCUCAGCUUCAGGUGAAGAAAGCAGCUCUCACUCAAGCAAAGAGCCAGAGGACAAAACAAAGUACAGUCCUUGCCCCAGUCAUUGAUCUAAAGCGAGGUGGUUCAUCAGAUGACAGGCAAAUUGUGGACACACCACCACAUGUAGCAGCUGGCCUGAAGGACCCUGUUCCCAGUGGGUUUUCUGCAGGGGAAGUUCUAAUUCCCUUAGCUGAUGAAUAUGAUCCUAUGUUUCCUAAUGAUUAUGAGAAAGUGGUGAAGCGCCAGAGAGAGGAACGACAGAGGCAGCGGGAGCUGGAAAGACAGAAGGAAAUAGAAGAAAGGGAAAAGAGGCGUAAAGACAGACAUGAAGCUAGUGGGUUUUCAAGGCGACCAGAUCCAGAUUCUGAUGAGGAUGAAGAUUAUGAGCGAGAAAGGAGGAAAAGAAGUAUGGGAGGAGCUGCCAUCGCCCCACCUACUUCUCUUGUAGAAAAAGACAAAGAGCUACCCCGAGAUUUUCCUUAUGAAGAGGACUCAAGACCUCGAUCACAGUCUUCCAAAGCUGCUAUUCCUCCACCAGUAUAUGAGGAACAGGAUAGACCAAGAUCUCCAACCGGGCCUAGCAACUCUUUCCUUGCUAACAUGGGUGGCACAGUAGCACAUAAGAUCAUGCAGAAGUAUGGCUUCCGAGAAGGCCAGGGUCUGGGGAAGCACGAGCAGGGGCUGAGCACCGCAUUGUCAGUGGAGAAGACCAGCAAGCGGGGCGGCAAGAUCAUUGUGGGUGAUGCCACGGAGAAGGGCGAGUCUCAGGAUGCAUCCAAGAAGUCAGAUUCAAAUCCAUUAACUGAAAUACUUAAGUGUCCUACUAAAGUGGUCCUACUGAGGAACAUGGUUGGUGCAGGAGAGGUAGAUGAAGACUUGGAAGUUGAAACCAAGGAAGAAUGUGAAAAAUAUGGCAAAGUUGGAAAAUGUGUGAUAUUUGAAAUUCCUGGUGCCCCUGAUGAUGAAGCAGUACGAAUAUUUUUAGAAUUUGAGAGAGUGGAAUCAGCAAUUAAAGCUGUUGUUGAUCUGAAUGGGAGGUAUUUUGGUGGAAGGGUGGUAAAAGCAUGUUUCUACAAUUUGGAUAAAUUCAGGGUCUUGGAUUUGGCGGAACAAGUUUGAUUUUAAGAACUAGAGUCAUCUCUGAUGAUCCUUAAAUGAGCUGCAGACUGAGCAAAGACAAAAAGUCAAUGGCCUCUGUGGCUGUUGAAUACUGAGACUCUUGGAAGGACUUCUAAGAUAUAUGUUGAUUGAUUUCUUUUUUAUUUUGUGAUUUUUUAAUAUAGUAUAAAAAUACUUUUAAAAAUU